Trematomus bernacchii (emerald rockcod) is the source of this 3458-nucleotide messenger RNA. RefSeq names its product galaxin. The transcript has 16 exons. The record is from RefSeq and is a predicted model, not a curated record. NCBI's taxonomy places the organism in Eukaryota, Metazoa, Chordata, Actinopteri, Perciformes, Nototheniidae. The coding region runs from base 38 to 1930 and encodes 630 amino acids.
UUGCAACACUCUAACAGUUGACCAAACAGGCUCUAAGAUGCUCACGCUGUUUGCUUUCGCUUACAUUUCCUCCGUUUGGCUGAUUGGCGGCUCCAAUGUGUGUGGGGCUGCCAUGGGAGGAAGAGAAGACCCUAAAAGCGACUGCGUCCUGACAAACUCUGAGAAACUAAGUAAUGACAUCGGCAAGGCUGAAUGCUGUGGGAAUGAAGUUUGUACAGGGGCAGGGCUGUGUUGUGGAGGGCAGGCUUUCAACCCUGAAGAAGGCACGUGUUGUGAAGUAGACAAUGGACAUAACAAAACAGCUGUUACAAAGGGUCUUAGUCAAAAGGUGUCAUCUUGCUGUGGACUGAAGGCCUACAACAAACUCAAUGAUAUAUGCUGUGAGUCUAACGUUGCAGCCAAGCCUGGUCCAAACGCCAAAUGUUGUGGUAAAGUGGCCUUUGAUGUGGACAAGCAGUUGUGUUGUGGUCCGAAAGGAUUUAAGAAGGUAGUGCCGAAAACCUCCACUGAACACCGGUGCUGUGGAGAUAAGCCGUUCAACCUUAGGAAUCAGUGCUGCUGUACUGUUCCUCCCAAGAGUCUUGAGGUUGAAUCCAUCAAUUCCUCCUGCUGUCCGUCAGCUCUCUGUGGAGAGAAGCCCUACAAAAUAUCCAGUGAACUAUGCUGUGAUUCAACGGUUGUAAAUAAAACUGUGCCAGAUGCCAGUUGCUGCGGUAGAGUGGCAUUUGAUAAACACACGCACUUGUGUUGUGGUCCGCAUAAUAGCAAAACGUUCCUGCAGAAAGACUCCAGUGGCCACGUGUGCUGUGGACAUAAGCAGUACAACCCUAAGACUGAGUGCUGCCAUGAGAUGAAUGGAAGCCUAGAGCCAAAGCAGAUCAAUUCCAGCUCCUGUAAGAAGGAUUUAUGCGUGCAGAAUCAGAAACCCUCUUCUCUGCUCAUUUGCAAACAGACAACAUUUUUUAUCUGUGGGUCAAAGGGUUCCAGCUCCUGUGACAAAAACCAGCCAAAGUCUCAAUGUUGCCGCACCUCAGAACGUUAUGAGGGUGUCCGCACUGUGUAUGACCCAAGGGCGCACAUCUGCUGCGAUGGCUGUGUAACUGGAAGGAAACCUUGGAAAGAUCAAUGCUUCGGACAGACGUCUUAUUGCUUGGCACAAAGCGGAGUCCUCUGUCGUAAAGGCACCUUGUACAAGUACAGAGAUGAUGGAGAGGUAUGUUCAGCUGGAGGGACUCAUCCCUCACCUGAACAACACUACUGCGGGAGAGAACCCUAUCUUCCUAAGGAGGACAUCUGCUGCCAUGGACACAGGCAUGCCAAAAAUGGAAACUCUCACUGCUGUGGGGGGGAAGCCUACAACAUCUCAGACCCAAAGAAGAAGUGCUGUGCGGGAAGACUUUACAACCUGACUGGACAAAGUGGAGAGAAAUAUUAUAACUGCUGUGGAUCCCUUCUGCAAACCACAGAGAGUGAUUGCUGCUCCAGCGAGUUCAAUGAGGUGCUCUACUCUAAAAAGAGUGGGUUCGGAUGUUGUGGUCACCAGUACUUCAACGCCUCACUGUGGUCAUGCUGCGCAGGCAGGCUGAGUCCAGCAAAGAACCAAAACAAGAGUAUCAAUGAAUCCAAACUCCUGUCCAUAAACAAUCUGAAUGAAUCAGAUCUUUGCAACAAAAUGCAAAUCGGAACAGUGGACAGUGUGUCUCUGAACAGCAUCGUGUUUCGUGAUGUGCUGGAAAUCCAUGGAAGAAAUGCCACUAUGACACAUUUGGCCUUGCCUCACAUCCUGAAGACACCUGACUGCUGCAGCUUCCCUAAACUGACCCCAGGAAAGAUCUACUUCUUUGAUGGAAAGAAUGUCUUCGUUGAUUUCAACCACGAUUCUGUUCUCCAGUCACUCUAUUUCAUUUUUUCCAAGUGUUAUGGUCCUUAGGUCACCAGCUUUACAUGUUACCACCACCAGUUUCUCUGUUGCUGUAUUCAUGGUCAGGGUUGGUAAAUGUAUCUGAAAAAUCUUCAGUCUUUUAUUACUUAUCAGCUAUUUCAAAAGUAGUUACAAUAUUUGUCUAUUAUCAUCAUCUUAAGGGACACUGUAAUUAACACGCAGCCAACUACGGUUUUUAGGCUGACAGGCUUUUCUCAUGCACUUUUUAUACGUACCUAAAAACGUAAUGCACUAUAAAUAGUAUGUGACACACCUGAUUGUGAGCCAGGAAAGGUGACGUAGUAUAAAAAGCAACAAAGUCUUUAUUGGGAGGAGGUUGAGGUCCCGUGUGAAACUAAAAGUCAAUGUUGAAUUCUUUGUUCCGAAUCUUUUGCACUCAAUAACCUCACUUCCUUAACCCAAAACACUAUCCUUUCUAAACCUUACCAAGUAGCUUAUACCUAAACAGGUUCUGCAGUGCAGGGGGUUGCACAGGCACACUGUUGUAUUACUAUUGUAUUCCCAGAAUAUGGCACAAACAAUUACAAAAUGAAUGUCUCUGUGUGCAAAGUAUCGAUAAGUUAGGUGCAGCCAGCGAUUCUAAUCUAAAACACUUUCAUCAAAUUUAGUGAAUAUCUUCUCAUAAGCUAUCUGUCCGUUCUGUGUUUGCGUUACAAAAAAAAUGUGGUGGUCAGAAACAGGAUUACCUGAGAACUUGCCAUCUAACCUCGGGUCAAUGCCAUACAUCCUGCGUCACACAGUGAUGUGUGUCUGGUGCGCAUACUCCUUUGCUUGCAUCAGAUAAUUGUACAUUUUUUAAUAAGCUAGUAAAAAGUUGUUUGUUAACCUAAUCUUUGCCUUAACCCCGGGCUUAAACCUACAGGAAGUCAACACACCCUUGUGACUGACAGACAUCAAGCCAUCCCUCCAAAAUGUCCAAGUAUCAGGGCAUUAUUAUCAACAACCUUUUGCAGAGUUUUACUUGAAACUGAUUUACUCUGUAUUGACUUUGUCUUGACUGCCUUUGGACUGGUCUUGGAAACAGUUCAAUACAGAAUAAGCUAAUGUGCCCUGGCUUUCAGUAUAUUAUGCUAAUCAUUGUUUGUUAAUUGUUAUGCUUUAUUAUUUGUAUUCUUUCACUAAAUUCCUAUGAAAACUGUUUACACACAUGCCAUUCACUCACGUUGAAAUGUAAAUUACAGGAUUUAUCAUGUCAUUAUUAUGUAAUAAAGCUAUGACUUCAUUUAAAAGAAACAUCAGGGGUACUAAUGUGCCAUAAGGAAGCAAAACCUAAUCACCCAAAGAAUAAGCUGUGCAUUGACAUCAUGUGUCUUUAUUACAAACUAUUAGGCUGCACCUUUUCUGUAGAGUACUGUUCAUCUCUACUGUAUGAAUUUAAACUAAAAUAUAUUUUCCAAAUCUAUAGUUGAAUUUCUUUCUAGUUGAAGUAAGUGUUAUAAACCUGGUAUUACAUAUCUAUUGCAUGUUUAUUUGAAUAUACGACAGAACAUCCUUUUGUCCUUUGUGUUUUAUACAU